Mesorhabditis belari is the source of this 615-nucleotide messenger RNA. The record is from the annotation of a GenBank genome assembly. Lineage: Eukaryota; Metazoa; Nematoda; Chromadorea; Rhabditida; Rhabditidae.
AUGUCCGAUGACGGCCCAUCUGAUGCGAAGCGAGCCCGUGAAGAGGAUGUUGUUUUUCGGGUCAUCUCCAAAGAGGACAAGGAAUUCACCCUGUCGAAGAAAGCGGCUCAACUCUGUGGAACCGUCAAUCACUAUGCUGAGAACACCGGUUUGACAGACGAUGAGGCGAUCUCGAAAAUGGAACCGAUGGCUCUUCCAAAUGUUUCCAGUGAAAGCCUUUAUUAUAUCGUUCGUUGGUGUGAACAACACCGCGACUGUCCGGCUUGGGAAGAGGAAAAAUGGUGGGAAAACGAACGCGAUGCUGAGUUGACGAAAUGGGAGAAAGAAUUCAUGGCCGAGAUGACUUCCGAGGCGCUUCACGAUGUUUAUUUGGCUGCCAACUACAUGGACAUCAAGUGCCUUCUCGAUAAAUGCGCUCAAACAAUCGCCGAUAUGAUCAAGGGAAAAUCACCGGAAGAGAUCCGCGAGAUUUGGGGAGUGGAGAACGACUUUACUGCCGAAGAGGAAGAGGCAAUCAAGAAUGAGGACCCCUGGAAGGUGAUUCUAGACUAUCAAGAGAAACUCGAUAGAGAAGAAGAAGAAGCCGCUCAACGGGGAUCGUCGUUGACUCAAGCC